UCCUGCGGACACUGCUAUGUGCUGAAAUUCGAGGACGUGAGACAUGAUCGUCGCCUGCCGGGAGUCUGAUCCAAACAUGGAUGAUUCUGCAGCUGCCCGCUGAUUCUGCUCUUCUGAUUGCCCAAGGAAAUUUUUUUCAGCGAUACAAUUUUGGAUCUGGAUGGGUCUCUCGCUCUGGCUGGUGCCCAAUCCCACCCACCUGCAACUUAUCCAAAGGGUGUUGCCAAAGCAGCCUGAGACACGAUCAGUAUCCGCUGCUUCCUAUCCAGAGAUCACCCCUCAUAUCACACUGGCAAGCUCAGGAAAAGCAACGCAGGACACAAUCCUACGGUCCCUACCAUCAAUUUUGCGCCCAAUCCCAGUCAAGUUCCAGAAGCUUGAAGUCGGCGAUCAUUAUUUUAGGUCUGUCUUCAUAUCUGUGAAGAAGACGACCGAACUCGUCGCGCUGCAUGAACAUAUUAUGGCCGCGCUUGACAGGGAUGGAGCAUCGCCUUCAGCCCCAGCAUUUCCGCACAUGUCCAUCAGUUAUAUUGCAGAUGAAGACGGGCAUGCAGAGCGGAAUAAGGCCGCUGAUGAACUGCGGGGUGUCACGGUCAUUGAGGACUCAGAGACAGACGAUGCAGACACCGUUGGUCUUCGCUGUGGAGACUCCGAGGAAGGGGGUGUGAGGCUCUCGGGCUUUGAAGGCACGGAAGUGUGGAUCGUCCGGUGCGAAGGACCAGUACAACACUGGCAAGUGUUAGAGAAGAUCGCAGUGACACCAGGCGUUGCCUAGGAUUGAGGACUAGGAUCAGAAUUCAUAGUGACAAUGACGAGACUCCAUUACUGCAGUGUAUGUUUGUUACAUGAUGUACGGAAUAACAAGUUGAGGUGAUAUAAUUCUUUUCGA
Suillus clintonianus is the source of this 889-nucleotide messenger RNA. RefSeq names its product 2',3'-cyclic-nucleotide 3'-phosphodiesterase. The record is from RefSeq and is a predicted model, not a curated record. Gene Ontology annotation, molecular function: 2',3'-cyclic-nucleotide 3'-phosphodiesterase activity. The transcript has 2 exons. NCBI's taxonomy places the organism in Eukaryota, Fungi, Basidiomycota, Agaricomycetes, Boletales, Suillaceae. Bases 161 to 775 code for a protein of 204 amino acids. Gene Ontology annotation, biological process: cyclic nucleotide metabolic process.